AUGACCAAAAUAACAUUUACUGCUUGUUUUAAAUGCCUUAAAUACUCCAUGUUUGCGUUUUGUUUGGUGGCAUGGGUCAUUGGUUUAAUCACAUUUAUUGUGGGUAUCGUGGCCCGUGUCAAUGGUAGUUUUGGUAUUUUGGAUGCACAUAUUCCAGCUGUUCAUGCAGGUGCUAAUUUACUUAUUGCUGUUGGCUUCUUCAUUAUGAUAAUGGGAUUCUUGGGGUGUUGUGGAGCGAUUCGGGAAAGUCAGUGUCUCUUGUUCCUAUUCUUUACAUUUGUCUUCUUCUGCUUCACUCUGCUUAUGGCAGCUGGUUUGUGGGCUGUUGCAUGGUCGUCUAAGGUGAAUCACUACAUGUAUCGUUAUUUAGAAGAACAGGUGAUUAGAUAUCGUGAGAUGGAACCAGAAAAUGAAAGUACAAAGUUAAUGGAUUUUGUACAAAAAAAAUUCAGUUGUUGUGGUGUUACUUCGGCUGCUGACUAUGGUAUGAGAACUCCACCAAAAAGUUGUACAGCAGCAAAAUCUUCUCGACCGUUCCCUAGAGGUUGCCAUGAAGUGCUUGUGGAAGCGUGCAGAUCCAAUCUGUCCAUAAUAUGUGGAGUUGGAAUAAGUUUUGCAAUAAUUCUUAUAUCUGGGAUGGUAUUUUCUAUGAUGUUGUGCUGUGCUAUUCGUGAACUCAAUUGA
Messenger RNA from Heterobilharzia americana, 684 nucleotides. NCBI's taxonomy places the organism in Eukaryota, Metazoa, Platyhelminthes, Trematoda, Strigeidida, Schistosomatidae. The record is from the annotation of a GenBank genome assembly.